CGGCGAGUCGGGUUAAAGGUCGUUGCUAGGAUGAAGAUGGCGGACGGGCGCUGCGCCUGAAUUUGCGGGACGUUCCUGAGUUGCGUUCGUUUUUAUUUCGGCGGCGGCGGAGGAGGGGGAGAAGAGCGCCGCAAAGAUGGGUCGGAGGUCGACCAGUUCCACCAAGAGUGGGAAGUUCAUGAACCCCACUGACCAGGCCCGAAAAGAAGCCAGGAAGCGGGAAUUGAAAAAGAACAAGAAGCAACGAAUGAUGGUGCGGGCAGCUGUGCUCAAAAUGAAGGACCCCAAACAAAUAAUCAAAGACAUGGAGAAACUGGAUGAAAUGGAGUUCAAUCCUGUUCAACAACCCCAGCUUAAUGAGAAAGUAUUGAAAGAUAAGCGGAAGAAACUCCGAGAGACGUUUGAGCGAAUCCUGCGUCUGUAUGAGAAGGAAAAUACUGAUUUUUAUAAGGAGCUGCGGAAACUUGAGACGGAAUAUGAACAGAAGCGAUCGCAACUUUGCCAGUUCUUUGAUGCUGUGAAGAAUGCCCAGCAUGUGGAGGUGGAGAGUAUUCCACUGCCAGAUAUGCCUCACGCACCGUCAAACAUCAUGAUUCAGGACAUACCCCUCCCGGGAGCUCAACCACCGUCGAUAUUGAAGAAAACAUCAGCUUAUGGGCCACCCUCCAAACCUGUUACACUCAUGCCACUUCCUUCUUAUGGGGUUCCACGGUUGCCACCUGGUAAGAAGCCACCUGGUCCUCCACCAGGUCCUCCGCCACCACAGGUGUUAGCACUUUAUGCCCGAAGGAUGGGCCCUCCUCCAGGUUUACCUCUGAAAGGAAAGGAUGACGAUAAUGUCUAUGAUCCUGAAACUGCAAUUCAGGAUAUGCAGGAGGAUGAGGAGGAGGAAGACAGUGGAGAUGAUGAUUACAACGAUGUCAUGGAGCAGGAUCAAGAUGGAGAUCGAGAAGAUCAAGACGAAGACAGUGAUGAUUCAAAGGAUAAAGACAGUGAUGACGAUGAUGAUUUUCGGCACCGAGAUGAAGAUGAUGACAGGCUGGACGAUGAUAAGCCAGGACGUACUGUGCGGUUUGCAGAUGUGCAGGACAAACACAAGAAGAAAAAGAAAAACAUGAAGGAGCUGACUCCUCUGCAGGCCAUGAUGCUUAGAAUGGCAGGACAAGAUUUCCCAGAGGAGGAGGAGGAGGAGGAAGAGGAGCCCACUCCUGAGGCAGCCGCUGAAGAAGAGAAGAUGGAUACAGAGGAACAGAGUCGUGAAAAGCGACAGCUGGAGGAAAGCCAGCCAGAAGGGCCACAGGUACCGCCGCCAACCCAGAUGCCCCCCAGAGCACCGAUGCAAGCUCCACCAAUGCCUGGGCCUCCUCCACUUGGACCUCCACCUGCACCUCCACUAAGACCUCCAGGGCCACCAUCUGGCCUACCACCAGGACCACCCCCAGGGGCACCUCCAUUCAUACGACCACCAGGGUUGCCUGGAAUCAGAGGACCGAUUCCACGCUUGCUUCCUCCUGGACCACCACCAGGGCGACCUCCAGGCCCACCACCAGGACCCCCGCCAGGCCUUCCUCCAGGCCCACCACCCCGCGGACCCCCUCCAAGAUUGCCACCACCUGCACCCCCAGGUAUCCCACCUCCUCGGCCAGGUAUGAUACGCCCACCCUUGGCUCCUCCACUUGGUCCCGCGCCCCCAGGAUUGUUUCCACCAGCCCCAGUGCCGAACCCCGGUGUCCUCAGUGCUCCUCCAAGUCUCAUCCAGCGGCCGAAGAUGGAUGAGAACAUCACCACCAUCGAGAAGAAAGCUAUCGCCACGAUCAGUGCAAAGCCCCAAAUCACCAAUCCUAAGGCAGAGAUCACCCGCUUUGUGCCUACCGCCUUGCGAGUCAAGCGAGAAAGUAAGAGUCAGGUGCCACUGAAGAAAGGAGAGGAAGAGGUUGUCGCUCCGACAAAGCCAGUACCAAAGGCUUCACCAGCUGUCUCAAUUCAAACAAAGGAUGACAUAUAUGAGUCUUUCAUGAAAGAAAUGGAAGGUCUUUUAUAACUAACUCAGACUUGGCCCCUCCUUGUCCUAGAUUACCAACCUCUCAGCCGUGCUCUUUGAGAUUCAUGUCUAAAUGCAUCCCCAAAUUUGCUUUUUUAAAAUAUAAAUACAUUUCUGUAACAUGAAUGUUUAUGUGAAAACACUGAUUUAUAAAAUUGUUAUUCCUAUGAUGUAACUCAACCCUAUAACCUGUGUGGUUAGGAAUUUUGCAACUGAGAACAGACCCUUACUCGUGAGCUUUCAAACACUGUGGCUGAAGAUUAGACUUGCUGCAUGCUUGCAAGCAUUAUCAAAACCAGAAUUAAAAGAUAACUGCUUCAAGGAUAAGGGGUAAUGAUUUACAGAGACAUUUUGUAGGAAAUGUUGGAGAAAAUAUCAUUUUCAUUUGUAUAAUUUAAACACAGGAGUCUCCAACAGUAAGAGUUUCAACCUUUAGCACUGACAGUUAGAGAAAAUAGUUUUGGAUUGGUGAAUUUAAAAAAAGUUUGGGGCAAAUUGGGUAUCAGAGGUCAUGCGUUAGCAGUUAUAAAGUCCCUUUCGUAUUCUUAGCUCAACUGAAUUGCUAAGCUUGUGGCAGGGUGAGAGGGCUCAUUCUCCCAUUGAUGUCUACUGAAACUAUUGUCAAAAAAUAUUCCCUUUUUUUGUGUUGUGGGUGUCUGUACAUAUAGCCCUCGGUAGUAUCUCUGCCCAGUCUUCCUUUAAGUGAAUGCUUAACUUCCUAUUUUACAUGAAUAAUUUUGGUACUGUAUCAGUACUGGUGUGUAUACAGAGGCAGAACUUUGACAGGACUGAUAAUAAGUGGUUCCACUGAUCACAUCCCUUAAUGAAUUUCUUGGAAAUAGAUUGGAGACAAAAAGCUUGAUAAUUCAUCUUUUUGCAAAUGUGCAAUGUAAUGUUAAAAAUGUUUGUUUUGUUUUAUUAAGCUUUUCUGUGUAAAAGCUGGUAGUGUAGUGGCAUCAGCACUGGACUUCGAGGCCAAUGGUCUCCUUGCAUGCUUUCCAUCCUUGCUGGGUUGAGUGUUAAGGUAGCAACUCAGCCUCUUUUUUUUUAAAAAAAGACAUGCUAAGGAAAUGGAAAAGAUUGCCACCCAAAGUGGCACAAGGUGCAAAAAGGAACAAGAUCUAACUUUUAUUGGCAUAUCUGUUACAAUUGCUCUGGAGCUCAUCCAAACUAUAAAACCUUCUUUUUCCACACAAUUUCACAUCUGCAUUGCAUUAAUGUAGGGCAUGGAUUUUUAAAGGCAUCCCUGUACUUGUCUGUUGUCAUUAUCCAUAUCUAGUGUUCCAAGGCAUACUAGGGUAAAUUAUUGAAUGUUCAUGAAUGAAUGCUAUUCUUCUGUGCCACUGCAAGUAUAUCAUCAACAUCAUGCAAGGGUAGAUCUAUAACCACCAGUAUUUCAGCUUCCUGUGAUAGCUUUCUAAACACUCUGUAGACAUUACUUGCUUUAUGCCAAUGUUGCAUAAAACUUCAAUAAAUUUCCUAUUUACACAUUUUGGAAAUGGAUGGCAACUCAAUUUCAAUCAAAUAAUCCAAGGACCUAAUCAGAAAACACUGCAGUUUUAAGACUAUUCAUUGAGGUGAAUUAUUGUAUUGUUUGAUCCUUUUGUGUUACAAAGUAAAUAGAAUUGGUUCAA
Hypanus sabinus (Atlantic stingray) is the source of this 3675-nucleotide messenger RNA. It is a transcript of the gene wbp11, whose product is annotated as WW domain-binding protein 11. NCBI's taxonomy places the organism in Eukaryota, Metazoa, Chordata, Chondrichthyes, Myliobatiformes, Dasyatidae. Gene Ontology annotation, biological process: mRNA cis splicing, via spliceosome. Gene Ontology annotation, cellular component: spliceosomal complex. Bases 137 to 2041 code for a protein of 634 amino acids. The record is from RefSeq and is a predicted model, not a curated record. The transcript is spliced from 11 exons.